GUAUCUUUAACAACUUAACCCGGAAGAGCAAACAUGUCACCGGCAACACAACCUUUUCUUUUCCGCUCACAGUUCACCAUCGGUCGGAGCGUGGAUUUCGUCGCUGGGGCUCACAGAACCACUCAAAAUGAGCGUACCGGCAUUCAUCGACAUUACAGAAGAAGACCAGGCCUCAGAGCUGAGAGCCUACAUAAAGUCCAAAGGAGCUGACAUCUCAGAGGAGAAUGCAGAAGGUGGACUUCACGUUGAUUUGGCUCAGAUUAUCGAGGCAUGUGACGUGUGCCUCAAAGAUGACGACAAAGAUGUUGAGAGUGUCAUGAACAGCAUCGUGUCAUUGUUGUUGAUCCUGGAGACAGAGAAGCAGGAGGCCCUCAUUGAAAGUCUGUGUGAGAAACUGGUGAAGUUUCGUGAAGGAGAAAGACCCUCCCUCAGAAUGCAGCUGCUGAGUAACCUGUUCCAUGGCAUGGAUGAGAACACUCCAGUGAGAUACACUGUCUUCUGUAGCCUCAUCAAGGUGGCUGCCACCUGUAAUGCCAUUUCCUUCAUCCCCACCGACCUAGAUCAGGUGCGCAAAUGGAUUGUUGACUGGAACCUGAACACAGAGAAGAAGCACACACUUUUGAGGCUGGUGUACGAAGCAUUGGUUGACUGCAAAAAGAGUGAGGCUGCUGCAAAAGUGAUGGUUGAGCUUCUUGGUAGUUACACAGAAGACAAUGCUUCACAAGCGCGUGUUGAUGCCCACAGAUGCAUCGUCCGUGCUCUUAAAGACCCCAACACUUUCCUGUUCGAUCACCUUCUCACCCUAAAACCUGUUCGCUUCCUGGAGGGUGAACUCAUCCAUGAUCUAUUAACGAUCUUUGUGAGUGCAAAACUGGCUGCAUACGUCAAAUUCUACCAGAAUAACAAAGACUUUAUUGACUCUCUUGGUCUCAAUCACGAGCAGAAUUUGGCCAAGAUGCGUCUGCUGACAUUCAUGGGCAUGGCAGCCGAAUUCAAGGAGAUCUCCUUUGACUCCAUGCAGCAGGAGCUGCAGAUUGGAGCUGAUGACGUUGAGGCUUUCGUCAUUGACGCUGUACGGACCAAAAUGGUGUACUGCAAAAUCGACCAGACACAGCAGAGAGUUGUUGUGAGCCACAGCACACACCGCACCUUCGGAAAGCAGCAGUGGCAGCAGCUGCACGACAGGCUCAGCUCCUGGAAGGCCAACCUAGCAACCGUCAAGACCAGUCUCCAGGCCCUGUCACCGUCUGCCUAAUUCCUCAUUCUAGACUUUGAGACCCCCGGUCUUCACUGCUUUCCAGAUUCUCUCUAAUUUGAUCGGUUUUUGACAUUUACAAAAUAAAAUAUCAGUGAAGCUAA
Menidia menidia (Atlantic silverside) is the source of this 1359-nucleotide messenger RNA. The record is from the annotation of a GenBank genome assembly. NCBI's taxonomy places the organism in Eukaryota, Metazoa, Chordata, Actinopteri, Atheriniformes, Atherinopsidae.